Symbiodinium natans is the source of this 693-nucleotide messenger RNA. The record is from the annotation of a GenBank genome assembly. NCBI's taxonomy places the organism in Eukaryota, Dinophyceae, Suessiales, Symbiodiniaceae.
AUGUCCAUCAAGUUCCGUGAAGAGCCGCGGGGCGAGUUAGAGCUCAAAUUGGGAGGAACGCAAGUCCUUCGCCGGAAGAACAGGCCAGUGCUGCAGAAAGAUGAGCCGAAGAUGGCAUUCUCAGCGGAGCCGGUUCGCAACCUGGGCGGCCGUGGAUGCUGGUUCGAGAUCCGCGUAGACGUUUUCGCCGGAGGGGAGAUGUGCGUCAUGGGUUUGGGCUUCACCGCCACCGACCCGGAGACCCUUAUCAACACCGCGGAGGGCGAGGCGCCGCCUUUGCCUGGCUGCGCGGGGGACAUCCCUCGCACCUUCGUUGCGGGGUACGGCCGGUCGCUUUACUGGAAUGGCGAGCGCAUUGAGAUUGAGCCGGUCUUCGCGAAGCUGAAGCCGGCGCAAGCAUUCACUGUGGGAGCCUUAGCAAACCUCGACGGCGGCCUGGAGCUCUUCAUCAACCGGAGGCUAGUCUACACAUUCUCGCCUGAGGCGAAUGUGAAGGCGCCGAUCGAAGUGGAUGCGCCACUGUGGGCAGUCGUAGACUGCAGUGGCGGUCUGAAGAAGGCCUCGCUGAUCCCGGACUCCGUCCUCCCGACUCCCGAGGAGGCGGCUCUCGGGGAGGAGGACGAGAAAGUCCCGGACACCGCUGCAGAGGCGGAGGCCGGCGAGCCUAUCGCAGAGGCGGGGGACGCCGCGUGA